Molecule: messenger RNA, 947 nt
Organism: Pelmatolapia mariae (spotted tilapia)
Lineage: Eukaryota; Metazoa; Chordata; Actinopteri; Cichliformes; Cichlidae
Product: peptidyl-prolyl cis-trans isomerase A-like
Exons: 6
Coding region: 97-678 (193 amino acids)
Biological process (GO): cellular response to hydrogen peroxide; protein folding; regulation of mitochondrial membrane permeability involved in programmed necrotic cell death
Cellular component (GO): mitochondrion
Molecular function (GO): peptidyl-prolyl cis-trans isomerase activity
Source: RefSeq, a predicted model, not a curated record
CGUAGUCAACUUCCUCAUUUCGCGCAUGUAAGCGUGAUUGUAGGUCACUGUUGGUCCACCUGCGUUGAGUUAUUGCAUCACAGUGAGUUUAUAAAGAUGUUGCUUCUGUCAAACAGGAUAAAGUUUUGCUCUUUAGCGUUUACAGCCGCACGUCUGUACAGCAGCGGCCCAGCAGCAGCGAACAAAAACCCGCUGGUGUACUUUGACAUUGCCGCUGACAACGAGCCUCUUGGCAGAGUUACCUUCGAGCUCAAUGCAGAAGUCGUGCCCAAAACUGCAGAAAACUUCCGAGCGCUGUGCACAGGAGAGCAUGGCUUUGGUUAUAAAGGUUCAAUUUUCCACAGAGUGAUCCCUCAGUUUAUGUGCCAGGGUGGAGACUUCACGAACCACAAUGGAACUGGAGGAAAAUCGAUCUAUGGAAGGAAGUUUCCCGACGAGAACUUCCAGCUGAAGCACACUGGGCCAGGUAUCUUGUCCAUGGCUAAUGCUGGACCAAACACCAACGGAUCCCAGUUCUUCAUCUGCACAGCUAAAACAGAAUGGCUGGAUGGCAAGCAUGUUGUCUUUGGCAGCGUGGAGGAGGGAAUGGAUGUAGUCAAGAGAGUGGAGUCUUACGGUUCACGGACUGGGCGAACCUCCAAGAAGAUCACUAUCACAGACUGUGGACAGCUCGACUAGACUCCGUGUGGACGUGUUCGUAGUCUCAUCUCCUGCUGUAAUUUCAAUAAAUGCAAGAGUGAAAGAGGGUCUUUCUUCAGUCAGCGAACAGGGCGCUAUCUCUGUUUGCUGACAGUAGAUCAUUUCAGAACAUUUUUUGUUUAGGUUUUUGUGCUUAAAUGCUGUAUUACUUCAGGUAAUGGCCAACACACAUGUGUUUGCUUUAAAUGUGAACUUGAUGCAUCAAAAAUAAUGAAUGAUCCUAAUAUGUGACAAAGCUCUGUGAAUUU